GCGGGGCGGCGUCGCGACGCUCAGUCGGGCGCCGGCUACGACCAGCGCCGGUCGCCGCGCAUGGGUGGCGUCAGGUAACGCGGCAUGCGGCCCGCGCUCGCCGCGCUCGCGGCCUGCUGCGUGGUGGCCCGCGCCGAGCCGCCAGCGCGCCCCGCGCCGCGCAACGCCACCACCCCGCACCGCCUCCAGUGCUCCGAGGGGCUCGUCCUUCCCGUCUGGCACCCGCUCGAGGAUGUUCCGACCCUCGACAUCGCGCUCCGCGGCUUCGUCUACUUCUUCGCGCUCAUGUACCUCUUCAUCGGCGUGUCCAUCGUCUCGGACCGCUUCAUGGCCGCCAUCGAAGUCAUCACGUCGCGUGAGAAGGAGGUGCGCGUGCGGCGCAACGGCAGCGAUCAGAUCGUUGUCGUUCGCGUGUGGAAUGAGACUGUUGCCAACUUGACUUUAAUGGCCUUAGGGUCUAGUGCGCCUGAGAUUUUGUUGUCCGUUAUAGAGAUAGCUGGAAAGAACUUCGAAGCGGGUGAUUUGGGGCCGGGGACUAUCGUGGGCUCCGCCGCUUAUAAUUUGUUCGUGAUCAUAGCGAUAUGUGUGGGUGUGAUUCCUGAUGGUGAGGUGCGGAAGAUCAAGCAUCUCCGAGUGUUUCUCGUGACCGCCACUUGGUCCAUAUUCGCGUAUGUGUGGCUCUACCUCAUCCUAGCUGUUAUAUCACCGAACGAAGUCGAAGUAUGGGAGGGCGCUGUCACCUUCCUCUUCUUUCCAGCGACAGUUAUGACAGCUUACAUAGCAGAUCGCCGGCUGCUAGUGUACAAGUAUUUAAAGAAAGGCUAUCGUGUUAACGAGCGAGGAGUGAUCGUGGAAGCUGAAGGCGAUGGUUCCGUGGAAAUGGCAUUAAAACCGGGCGAUGAUUUCGCAUCAGAUGAUGACGAAGGUCGGGAGGUGGAGAAAUCUCGCCGAGAUUAUGUUGCUGUUCUCCGGGAAUUGAGGAGACAACACCCGGAGGAGGAUUUGGAGACCGUAGAAAGGAUGGCAUUAGAGACACUGAUGGCAAAAGGUCCCAAGUCUCGGGCCUUUUAUCGUGUGGCCGCAACGCGGAAGAUGACUGGUGGAGGUGACUUCUCACGUAAAAUAUCGGAAAGGGCUCAAAGUGAUCUUAGUGAAGUGAAGGCUGAGUUGCAGCGGCGAGGAUCCGGCUCACCGUCGAUUGAACCUCGCGGUCCCAAUGUCCGUUUCGAGCCUGACCACUAUACCGUCAUGGAAAACUGUGGUUCGUUCGAGGUUAGAGUGGUUAGGGCGGGAGACUUGAGCGGAGAAGUCUCUGUGCAGUAUACAACUGAAGACGGGACAGCCGAAGCUGGGUCAGACUACGAAGCAGCUCAGGGCACUCUAGUCUUUAGACCCGGAGAGACGGAAAAAACCUUCACUGUUCAAGUAAUCGACGACGACGUGUUCGAAGAAGAUGAGCACUUUUACGUGCGUUUGAUCUCGGCUAAAGGUGCUUGUUUGGCUUCGCCAUCAUCAGCUACUGUAGUGAUAUUGGACGAUGAUCAUUCCGGUGUGUUCUCGUUCCCUCAAAGGGACUUUGAGUUGACAGAGUCGGUGGGGACGUAUGAUCUUCGAGUGGGGCGGACUGCGGGAGCGAGAGGCAAGGUGCGCGUCCCGUACUGGACGGAGGAUGGAACUGCCAAGAGCGGUGCCCAGUACGAGCCUGCUGAAGGACACAUCAUCUUUGAAAACAACGAAACUGAAAAGUUCAUACCACUGCACAUCAUAGAAGAGGACAGUUACGAAAAAGAUGUGCUCUUCUACGUCAACCUGGGCAACCCGGAGUUGAUCGGUGAAGUAUUUGAAACAUUCCUGCCUGAUGCAUCGGCUACUGUCUCAGUAGCGUUUGAGCCUGAUGAUGACAAACCCGUCUACAACGAAGCUAACCACCUGGCGACAUUGCCUGAAGAAGAAGCAGCAGUCGCCAUGAUGGGGCUGCCUCGAGCUGGUGAGAUUACCAGGGCACAGCUGAGGAUUAAGGAGAGCAAAGAAUUUAAGAACACGGUGGACAAGCUGGUACAAAGGGCGAACGCAUCUAUAAUCAUAGGCACGUCGUCGUGGAAAGAACAAUUCUCUGAGGCGCUCACUGUCAGCUCGGGAUCCGACAACCCCGACGAGCCUCCUUCGGUGUCAGACUACUUAAUGCACGUAGUAACUCUGUUCUGGAAAAUUAUUUUUGCUCUCAUCCCCCCUACAGAUAUCGGCGGAGGCUACGUAUGCUUCGUGAUCUCCAUCAUCUGCAUUGGUCUCGUCACCGCCGUCAUCGGAGACGUGGCCUCACACUUCGGCUGCACGCUUGGCAUCAAGGACUCUGUGACAGCUAUAGUAUUCGUGGCACUAGGAACUAGUAUACCAGACACAUUUGCGAGUAAAGUGGCAGCCAUCUAGGACAAGUACGCGGACGCGUCGGUUGGCAACGUAACAGACUCCAACGCUGUCAACGCGUUUCUCGGCAUUGGCGUGGUGUGGUCUCUGGCAGCCAUCGUCCAUUGGAGUAAAGAUGAGAAGUUCCUUCAAGAACAAAUUAAUAUACUUUAUAUGAAAAUAUUUUCCCUUUUUUGAGAAGUUCCUUGUUGAACCGGGGAAGUAAGUAGCUUGAACCUGGAUAUUAUAACAAACUACUGUCACCAUAUUUACGAAUGGAAUGGACUAUUUAGGACGGGUACAAUUGUAAGCUACGUAACCAUGCUUUUUGAUAUACUUAGUGGUCGCAUAGAUUGUGUAUUUAUUGAAAAUAGUUUUGGUGAUAUAAAAGUAUAAGUAAGUAGGUACGUAACUUGGACUUUCGACUUUGACUUCGUUUAUUUCUUUGUUCUUUGACCACCAAAGACUACCACAGACGCGCACAAUGACAGUUCAAUAUUAACCUACAUGCAUUCCAAUACAGUUUACGAUUCCAACAAAGUAUCUACCACACCAAGGGUAUUUUUAUGAUAUCAAAUAAGGUGCAAUGGGAACGGAUUCAUGAUUAUUAUUAAUUACAAGUACCUAAUUAAACAGUGGUUCCUCGUUAAUCCGAAAUAGAACUUGCACAUCCCUCCGUUCGUCAAUUUGAUUUCUAUUUUUACCUAGAAACAUUUUUAAGUUACCGUGUGUUCUUUAGAGUGGAAAAUUCGCUUGGCGGAGCUUCAUCGACUUGUUAACGGGUCAAGAAAUAGCGCAAAGAGAUUAUGACGAAUGCUUAAAUGCAACCUACAGAAUUUUUUAACUGAAUCUUGCUUGCUAUAAGUUUCUUUCUUCAUAGUUUGUUACACGAUUAGUAGUUGAGGUAGGAUAAAAACUUUAAAUAGUAUGAAAAUUCUAAAAAAAGUUGUACUUGGCGGUG
Messenger RNA from Cydia pomonella (codling moth), 3364 nucleotides. It is a transcript of the gene Calx, whose product is annotated as sodium/calcium exchanger 3. The record is from RefSeq and is a predicted model, not a curated record. The transcript is spliced from 8 exons. Gene Ontology annotation, biological process: calcium ion import across plasma membrane; sodium ion transmembrane transport; cell communication. NCBI's taxonomy places the organism in Eukaryota, Metazoa, Arthropoda, Insecta, Lepidoptera, Tortricidae. Gene Ontology annotation, molecular function: calcium:sodium antiporter activity. Gene Ontology annotation, cellular component: axon; postsynapse; sarcolemma. Bases 85 to 2427 code for a protein of 780 amino acids.